UGUGUUGGUGCGUCGUAUGAGUCGUCGGUUGUCGUGGUUUCCCUUGUUUAGCACACGUUUUUUCUAACAAUGGGAAGGAAGUGUUUCGUGCCGCGUUGUAACACCGGUUACAAGUCAUGCCAGCAAAAGUUUUCUCUCUUUUCGGCGCCGAAGGACGACGCCCGCCUGAAACUUUGGAGGCACGCCAUUCCCCGCAAGGAUCGAAGCCUUCAAGCGUCGGAUCAUGUGUGCGAGAGACAUUUUGAGCCUCGUUUUGUCUCAAAAACCUGGACUGCGGAGUACAAUGGCAACGUCCUUAUGAGUGUGCCUCGUCGAGCAUCUUUGGCCGGCGACGCAGUACCGUCGAUAUUUCCCGACUGUCCAGCACACCUCUCCAAGGUAACCAAACGUCGGAAGAGACCAGCGGUCAGGCAGCCUGCCGAUGUUCCUAAACAAAAGCGCGUUCAUCGCACUGAUACGGCCGAAAGUGCUGAAGAGGCAGAUGACCUGAAAGACAGCGACCGUGAUCGAGGAGGAUGUUCGUCGAAUGCAAACUCCGAUCCGGCUGCCUUCAACGUUGACGCUCCGGAAGCUCCGGAAAUCAUCCCUUCAGCCGAACUGUCUCGGCAGCAAGUCUUCAGCGACUUGUUCGAGCUGUCGGCGCCCGCGGUUCUUCCGACCAUAUCAUGGGGAUAUCACAGGCGAGACAUGGACGGCGUCCAAAACAUUGCUUUUACGGAGAUGCAGUGGAGCACAAGCCCAAAGUUGCGUGGAACGACCACAAGCGCCAUCGGUGCUGCCGAAAAAAGUCACUUGGUCACAACAAAGCUUGUUGACAUUGACCAGAAAAUGCAGGUCUCUGUGGUUGUGAUGGGAAGGCGCGUAUCCACAGACGAGCUUCACAUCAAGGAUGACGUCGCUACAAUCGAAGAUGUUAAGUCAUUUCUGCAAAGAUUGCAUGAGAUGCCUAUCUGUGGCGGAGGACCAAAGGCAAGUGUGUAUCCACAGGCGCAUCCUGAGAGUGCAUCUGUCGAUGCGUGCAAUCUGUGGCGACACAAAAAAUGCCCCCUCCUUGUUCGUGAAAACAAGAGCACAUGUAGUGGUGCUCAAGUCUGUCUGACACACUUCGGAUUCACCAGAAGAGGGCGACCGACAAGAAAAAUGGAACCAGACCGACUAAGCGUUUUCGCUUCACAUCUGUACGAAAUAGUGACAGCAUGCUUGCUUUCCGUAGAGCUAGGUAUGCGCUGA
Messenger RNA from Ixodes scapularis (black-legged tick), 1230 nucleotides. RefSeq lists its product as uncharacterized. The record is from RefSeq and is a predicted model, not a curated record. Lineage: Eukaryota; Metazoa; Arthropoda; Arachnida; Ixodida; Ixodidae. The transcript has a single exon. Bases 70 to 1230 code for a protein of 386 amino acids.